AUGUGGGUUGUGAGGCGUGGAGACGGAGUCGGCAGCGUUAAUAGUGUUGACGACUUGGGUAGACUUCACGCUGCACCAGUGUGUGGAUUGCAAGUGAGUAACCAAUUCAGUCUCCGGAAGCGUGUGGUUGCUUCGCCGCCCUUGGCAACGUCAACGGCCCGCGGCUUGAUCCUCGUGCAUGGGCAUGUUGCUACUCACCUCAAAACCACUCCUGCUGAUGUCUUCAUAUCUCUCGACGGUGGGUACACCUGGCACAAAGGGUUGGAUGGACCGCAUCACUACCAGAUAGCAAAUCGAGGUGGUCUCAUAGUUGCUGUGCCUGCGGACACUCUUUGGGUGGAUAUUCUGCGAUUCAGCACAGAUGGAGGUCGGUGCUGGCACAAUAUUCCUCUCACACCCUCCAUCAAGCACACUCCUGCUGCCACAGAUGAGGAAGUCGACGAAGUACCUCCAACUCCACCGGCAGAGCAGUUGACCUCCUCCCCGGACGGGACCAUGGUACAAGCCACACCCUCACCACUUCUGCCUAUGGAUGAGGAAACUGUUGUGCUUACCGGCCUCGUCACCGAGCCUGGCGGUCGUGCGAUGACUGUUGCAGUCUAUGGCUACGGUACAGUCAGUCAACGUUGGCGAGUGGCUGUUGUCGAUUUCGCCAACAACGGCUUCAUCACAAAGAAUUUUCUGCAUCUGUGUGGUAGGGAGGCUCUGAUUGUUUAUCCUAUCUGGUGCCACCACCUAUUUUCGCCUGUGUCGCACAUACAAGCGCGAGGGCUUCAUCUCACUAGCGAAAAGACCAUACGGUGCGAUGAGGCUAUGUGGACGCCAGAGCCCACAGGCUUUCGGGACAGGCGUGCGGUACACUUAAGGCAAACAGCCAUUAGUUAUGCUCCAAAACACGGAAAUUCUCCCACCAUGCUGGUGCGGCAUGCCGGCUAUGCCAAUGACGCUAGGCAAGGUACGUGCAUUCAUACCAAUAGCCUGUCACCCGGUGUCAUCUCGGGUCAGACAUUUCAGGUGAAAUGCACGUCCAUAAUGUCGGCCCUUUUUGCCCCACAUCAAGGCACCGCCGAGGACUACGAGCCCUGGUAUCCUCACCGCACCGACAUGAGCCACAAAGACCCUAACGACGGCUGCUUGCUCGGUGUUCGGGAGACGUCCUAUCGGCUGAAGGCGAAUUCUCUGUGCUUCUCUAACUCCGACUACCGACCCCUUCAAUCCUAUGAAGUUUGCCCCUGCACGGAACAGGACUACGAAUGCGAAUACGGCUACUGGCGUGAACUGGACAGUGGUGGCAAAUGUGUGGUGAAUCCGCAUGCACCGCCUCUUGACGUUUGCGAUUUAGUGGGUCAGGAGGUGGUGCCACACCUUCUCGAAAUGAUCGGCUAUCGUCUAAUCCCAGGCGACCGUUGUCAGGGCGGUUGGCGGCCUCCACAUUCCAAUUUUACUUUUGAGGCACUUGUCAGCCAUUGUCCUCCUAAAUCCAAGUCCUUUGGAACAGUAGGCAAGAUUAUGGUGACGAUAGUUGCGUUGACGAUCUUCUUUGCCUUUGUGGGAGGAGUUAUCUGGUCGCGUCGCAGAGAUGCUAUCUUCUCUAACAUGUCACUUCGGCAUAGACGUUUCACAGAAAUCUUUCGUCGUCGCCUUCAACGCUCCCACCUUGGUGUCAGCAAUGAUUUCAAGACGAAUCCCCUUGUUUCCAACACCGUCUUUUAUGCCAGUGGCGAUCUUGGCUCUGCCAAGACAGUUGCAUCUCCCUUGGGUACUUCUCGUCAUUUGGUGCAACAGAUUACGCACAUUGGUAUUGGAAAGCGGUCAGAAGAUCAACUGGAUUUGGUGGCAAAUGAGGAGUUGUUUGUUGAUGAGGAUACUUUUCCUCCUGACUCGAUGAAUGAUCAUUCAACAAGAAGCGAACCAGGUCGUAUGGACGAUUUGCUCUACUAG
Hydatigera taeniaeformis is the source of this 1941-nucleotide messenger RNA. The record is from the annotation of a GenBank genome assembly. NCBI's taxonomy places the organism in Eukaryota, Metazoa, Platyhelminthes, Cestoda, Cyclophyllidea, Taeniidae.